UUCCGUACCAUGAGCAAAUGUUCUUAUAUAUUAACAUACCAAUUAAUUCAGCAAAAAUAAUUUAAAGACCCUUUGAUCUACACAUUCAAAGUCAAAAUACACUUUUUUUUUUUUUCCAAAAGUGUAUAUAUUUCUAUAGAAAAAAGAAAAGAGCCAAAAUAUCAUAAAAAUCUAAAAAAUUCCUUUUAUGGAAAAGAAUCCAAUCAUAAUACCCAAAAAUAAUAAUUAUUGGCCCCAUAAAUAUAUCACAACACUCUUACUUGCACCUCAUUAGCAUAUCAUAUAAUAUCACUAAGCUUUUGGCUACAACGACUUAUAAUUCAUCUCUUCAAAAAGAAUUCCUAUAAAAAUAAAAGGAAAAAAGAAAACAAAAUCUAUGAACCUAAAGAAAAUCCUAACCGCACCGAGAAGUCAAGUCAUUUCACCAACGUCUUAUACCAACCGUACGAUUAGAUUACCAACGUGACAAGGAUCACUCUGCACUCACCCUACACAUUUGAAUUCAAAAAAAAAACCUCUAGUUAACGUUACAAAUCCAUUGGCUUUUGGUUCGGACCCAAACCUAAAAAUUCAAAAAAGAAACAAGAAAAGAAAAAAAAAAGACUGUAAUUUUUCGCUUUAGGUUCUUGUGUAAUUCAGAACCCAACAAAGUUAAAGAAAACAAAGGAAUUUAUCACUCUCAGUUUUCCCCCAUUACACUCCUCUCUCUUCCCUUUCUGGGUUACCAUUUUUUCCCUAAGGUUUUUGGUUAUUAAUUUUGAGAAGAAAAGGAAGAGUGACCCAGAAAAGUUGAUAAAAGUAUGUCCUUUUCUUAUUCUUGGAAGUAAAUGUGCAUAUGGUUUCUUGUUUAAUGGAGAAUUAUGGAAGAACUGAGUUUCAUGAUAUAUUGGCUUCAAGAAAAGCUGAAGAAGCAGCUUGGAGACGAUUCCAUGCGGCUGAGUGGCUUGAAAGUCUUGUGGGUCCAUUAGGCUUACCGGGCCAACCAUCAGAGAAAGAGUUCGUUUCUCGCUUGAGAAACGGCUUGAUUCUUUGCAAUGCAAUUAAUAAAGUUCACCCAGGAGCAGUGCCUAAGGUUGUGGAGAAUCAUACACCUUUACAAUCAUUAAAUAGAGAAUCUCAGCCAUUACCAGCCUACCAGUAUUUUGAGAAUGUAAGGAACUUUCUGGUUGCUGUUGAAGAGUUGAAGCUGCCUGCCUUUGAAGCUUCUGAUCUUGAGAGGGAUACGUUGGAGGCAGGGUCUGCAGCUAAGGUGGUUGACUGCAUCUUAGCACUUAAGUCAUACCAUGAAUGCAAGCAGAUGAAUGGUGGAAACGGGUUUUAUAAGCCUAUCAGAUCCCCUGUGGUUAUGCUUCCUGCCAGUGCCAAUAAUCCUCGUUCCAUCUCAUCAGACUCUUGCAGACGCUUGGACAUGUCUGCAGCAUUUGAGAAACAGCCACCUGCAGAUGUUGGCAUUCAGAAACUGGCUGAUGUUUUUGUCAAGCUACUGGAUGAACAUUUGGAUGAUACAAAGGAAAACAUUAAUGGCAACUUCCUCAUGUCCUUCCGUGCUGCUUAUAUGGAUCUGGAGAAGAAAUUUAGCAGGAUCAUGUCAAGUUGUCCGGAAAAUAAACUUCCCAACAAUUUCUCUGAGAAACAGUUGGAAUCAAUGUUUAAGGAUUUUCUGAAAAAAAGAAGUAGCUCACCUGAUCAUUCAGCACCAGUACCUUUUGAGGCUUUAUCUGAACUCGGGGAUUCCAAGUGUUGCCGAGCUUGCUUAAGAAAUGGUAACUGCAAACACAGGCAUUUAAUUCAAAUGCAAGAAAAAGAACUUAUGAAUCUGAAGGCCCUAUUGACAGAGACAAAGAACGAGUUUGAAGACUUACAGUCCCACUUUCAGAGAGACUUGAGAAAUCUUGGAUACCAGGUACAGGAGAUGUCUGCUGCCGCUCUUGGAUAUCACAGGGUAUUGAAAGAGAACAGGAACUUAUAUAAUAUGGUUCAGGAUUUAAAAGGAAAUAUUCGAGUAUACUGCAGAAUUAGGCCUGCCAUUUCUGGUGAAAAAAGCAAUGCAAUAGAUUUUGUUGGAAAGGACGGAUCACUAGUGAUCUUGGAUCCAUUAAAGCCCAAAAGAGAAGGAAAGAGAAUGUUUCAGUUUAAUCAAGUGUUUGGUCCUAGUGCCACCCAAGAUGAUGUAUACAAGGACACCCGGCCGUUGAUUAGGUCUGUGAUGGAUGGUUACAAUGUCUGCAUUUUUGCUUAUGGUCAAACUGGGUCCGGAAAAACAUAUACCAUGAGUGGUCCAUCAGGUGGGUCGACUAAAGAUAUGGGGAUUAAUUAUCUAGCUCUGAACGACCUCUUUCAGAUUUCCAAGAAAAGAAGAGACAUAAUAAAUUAUGAUCUUCAAGUGCAAAUGGUUGAAAUAUACAAUGAGCAAGUUCGAGACCUUCUUGCAGAGGACUCAGCAGCCACUAAGUUAGAGAUUCGAAGCUGCAGUGGUGACAAUGGCUUCAGUCUUCCAGAUGCUAAAAUGCACCCUGUAAACUCCACUGCUGAUGUUCUUAAUCUGAUGAAACUUGGUGAGUUGAAUCGUGUUGUCAGUGCUACUGCAAUUAACAACCGAAGCAGUCGAUCCCAUAGCAUCCUGACAGUUCAUGUGCAUGGCAAAGAUACUUCUGGAAGCACCCUCCAUAGUUGUCUGCAUUUGGUAGACCUUGCAGGAAGUGAGAGAGUAGAUAAAUCAGAAGUUACAGGAGAUAGGCUCAAAGAGGCACAGUAUAUCAACAAGUCUCUUUCCUGUCUGGGAGAUGUGAUUGCAGCCUUGGCUCAAAGGAAUUCUCAUAUUCCUUACAGAAACAGCAAACUUACGCUUCUCCUGCAAGACUCCUUAGGUGGACAUGCAAAAACAUUGAUGUUUGCUCAUGUGAGUCCAGAAGGAGACUCUUUUGGGGAAACAGUCAGUACUUUGAAGUUUGCUCAAAGAGUAUCCACAGUUGAACUUGGGGCUGCUCGUGCGAACAAAGAGAGCAGUGAGAUUAUGCAACUCAAGGAACAGGUUGAGACCCUUAGGAAGGCAUUGGCAAGCAAGGAAGAGAAGAACACACAGUUCAAUAGAAUGAAGGAACCAAGAUCUCCCUGUGAGAAACCAAAAGAAAUGAUGGAACGAACUCCUCCACGUCUCCGGAGACUGAGCAUUGAGAAUGGCAGCAACAUGAAGUCUCAAACAGUGAAUCCCAUAGAUAGGAAGGGAUCAAAAACACCUUCCGUUCCAGCUCGUUCCAGAAGAUUAAGUUUGGAAGGUUCUAAACACAACAAGAAGGAUAAUUCUCAGAUAAAGGUAGCAGCAGAUGACAUAAGCAAGGCCCUAUAUUAUGAGUCGGUCACACUGCAGAAAUAUGGUCCAUCUCAAGAUCCCGAAGCACAAUCAAAGAUGUUUGGGCAUUCUGCUAAUGGCAGUUCCAUGAUGGAAGUGUUUCGUGUUAAUGCUCCUAAAAGUCCUACUAGUUCUUCCUAUCAAAAGCGAAUGGUCAAAACAGACAGCAGGUCUCAAAUUCCACUUCUUCAGCUACCAAUGACACCUGAACCACAAGUGCUUGCAAGACGUGAGGUUCAGAUCAUGAGGCAAAGUGAACUUGCUCUUCCUACAGAUUUGCAGACAAUUAGUGUGAUCAAUAGUGCUAAUGGAAAAGGGUCUCAAAUAAGGAAAUCCUUGCGAACCAUUGGAAAACUUAUUAAUGGCUCUGAGAAGAGGCAUCAGCAGCCUCCAAAGGCAGCAGAAUCACCCAUCAAUUGCACAAGCAAUAAAAAGAAUGACUUAAAGUCCCCGCUGACAGCUAGUGCGAGGGCAGUAAGGAGGCAGUCACUUACUGGAAUUCAAGCGUCAGGGUCUGACAGGUCAUGUCGAUCUUCUCUUGGAGGGAAGCCAAUUGACUCUGAUGAUUCUAGAAGGAAUGCCAAGACACCUCCUCCAGUCCAUUCAUCAACAAAGACAACUAGCCGGUGGCUUUAACUCAUACAGUCGUGCUACAACUUGAAGCAUACUGACAUAGCCAAUUCAAUCAUUCAUCAAGCAAGAAAAACAACGUAGGACAUAACAAAGCUGAGUGAAGACUGUUAAUGGUGCUUUGGCUCAAAGCAUAAGACACGCUAACAUUCCGAGUUUGGAAACUUCGAGUUGCAUCAAUAGAUUUAUUGGCAGAUCGGACAUCAUGACAUUCAUGUACAUAGGAGGAAAGUCAGAUGGUAUAAAUUGUUACCUGAUUCAUAAUUGAAGUGCUUUACUCCAAAGCCUUUUUUAUUUGGUUAUAAUAAUUCAUUGCUUUCAUCUUUUCCUGUAAAGGCAAUGAUUUCACUUCAAAAUAUAAUAUGCAGAUUUUCCAGGCUA
This is a messenger RNA of Ricinus communis (castor bean), 4360 nucleotides long. Its product is annotated as kinesin-like protein KIN-14L. The record is from RefSeq and is a predicted model, not a curated record. Gene Ontology annotation, biological process: microtubule-based movement. Gene Ontology annotation, molecular function: ATP binding; microtubule motor activity; microtubule binding. Lineage: Eukaryota; Viridiplantae; Streptophyta; Magnoliopsida; Malpighiales; Euphorbiaceae. The coding region runs from base 836 to 3985 and encodes 1049 amino acids. The transcript has 20 exons.